Messenger RNA from Trichoderma reesei QM6a, 237 nucleotides. RefSeq lists its product as uncharacterized. The coding region runs from base 1 to 237 and encodes 78 amino acids. Lineage: Eukaryota; Fungi; Ascomycota; Sordariomycetes; Hypocreales; Hypocreaceae. The transcript has 2 exons. The record is from RefSeq and is a predicted model, not a curated record.
AUGUUCACGCACGGGUGGAAGAAGUCGUCGUGGAAGUACCUCUGGAUCACGCCGAUUGUGUAUCUGGUCGUCGCCGGGAUUGAGGCUGUGGUUUCUGGGACCAUUGUCGGAGUCAUGCUUGGCGCGGUGUAUCAGGCGGGAUACUACGAGAUGAAUACCUGGGUUCCCUGCAUAUGGGGCUUCAUCAGCGUCCUCACGCUGAUCAUAUCGUCCUUUUCGAUUCAGGGCGGCCUGUGA